UCACCAGAAAGCUUCAACUUCUCUAAUAGUCUCUAUUCCAAAUCGAAAGCUUCAACUUCUCUAAUAGUCUCUAUUCCAAAUCAAAAGCUUCAACUUCCAUUCUCUUCUCCUAUAGCGAGAAAAUGAAGAGUGAUGAGAAAGCUUCAUCUUCUCUAAUAAUCUCUAUUCCAAAUCAACAGCUUCAACUUCCAUUCUCUUCUUCCACUGAUUCUUCUGAGUCGUCAAGCGACAGGGAGAAGAGAAAAGCACCUCUUAUCACUGCCACCAAGAAGAAGAACGGAAAGUUGAAGAACGGAAAGUUGAAGAAGUGGGUUUGCGUCGUCAACUUCAUUCUUAGAUUAGUCGGUAUAAUCUGUGCCCUGUCUGCUGCCGCUAUCAUGGGAACCAGCGAUGAGACUCUUCCUUUCUUCACUCGGUUCUUCCAGUUUCAAGCUAGUCAAGAUGAUCUUCCCACGUUCCAAUUCUUCGUCAUAGCUAUGGCAGCUUCCUGCGGCUACCUAGUCCUUUCACUUCCAUUAUCCAUUGUAACAAUCGUUCGCCCUCUUUUAGUCAUACUCAGACUUCUUCUACUCAUUAUGGAUACGGUGGCCUUGACUUUUACCACUGCUGCAGCGGCCGCGGCGGCUGCAAUUAUCUACCUGGCUCACACCGGCAACCCCAACACGAAAUGGCAGGUCAUCUGCCAUCAGUUCGGCGAUUACUGCCAGAAAGUGAGUGGCGCAGUGGUGGCGUCGUUUGUUAUCGUCGUGGCUUAUAUGUUGUUGAUUCUGCUGUCUGCGUUGGCUCUAAAAAAGUAGAAAGGGCAAUAGUUAACCAUGGGAUUAGUAUUUUCCGGCUUAAAAAAGGCUAGGGAUUACUUUGAUUAAUUAAUUAAUUGUUGUUAUCAAUUGAGUCAAUCUGUUUCUCUGUUAUGUUUGGUGAGGUUAUGAAAGUUUAAUUCUAAUGUGAUUUUUUCAUUAAAAAAAAUUCUAAUGAGAUUAUGUACCCUGUUGGUCAAUUUGUGCAAUUUGCAGACGGACUGUUUGCAUUAAAUGAAUCAAAUAAAUUUUU
Rubroshorea leprosula is the source of this 1050-nucleotide messenger RNA. The record is from the annotation of a GenBank genome assembly. NCBI's taxonomy places the organism in Eukaryota, Viridiplantae, Streptophyta, Magnoliopsida, Malvales, Dipterocarpaceae.